CAUCACUGCCUUCUCUUUCCGAACCCUCGACGUCGGCCUGAAGGAAAAGCAGACAAAAUGCGUGAGUGUAUUUCUAUUCAUGUUGGACAAGCUGGAGCCCAGAUGGGCAAUGCAUGCUGGGAAUUGUACUGCUUAGAGCAUGGUAUCCAGCCGGAUGGACAGAUGCCCAGUGACAAGACUAUUGGAGGAGGAGAUGAUUCCUUCAACACUUUCUUCAGCGAGACAGGAGCAGGGAAACACGUCCCCCGUGCUGUGUUUGUGGACCUGGAGCCCACUGUCAUUGAUGAGGUGCGUACAGGUACCUACCGCCAACUCUUCCAUCCCGAGCAACUCAUCACAGGCAAGGAAGAUGCCGCCAACAAUUACGCCCGUGGACAUUACACCAUUGGCAAGGAGAUUAUUGACCUGGUUCUAGACAGGACUCGCAAACUGGCUGACCAGUGUACAGGCCUCCAAGGUUUCCUCAUUUUCCAUAGCUUUGGAGGAGGGACUGGAUCUGGGUUCACCUCUCUGCUGAUGGAACGUCUCUCAGUCGACUACGGCAAGAAGUCCAAGCUGGAGUUUGCUGUCUAUCCAGCUCCUCAGGUGUCUACAGCAGUGGUGGAGCCCUACAACUCCAUCCUGACAACCCACACCACACUGGAGCACUCUGACUGUGCUUUCAUGGUGGACAAUGAGGCCAUCUAUGACAUCUGCCGAAGAAACCUCGACAUUGAACGUCCUACGUACACCAACCUCAACAGGCUCAUUGGCCAGAUUGUCUCCUCAAUCACAGCCUCUCUGCGCUUCGAUGGAGCCCUAAACGUGGAUCUUACGGAGUUCCAGACCAACUUGGUGCCCUACCCUCGUAUCCACUUCCCUCUGGCAACCUAUGCUCCAGUGAUCUCUGCUGAAAAGGCUUAUCAUGAGCAACUGUCAGUUGCUGACAUCACCAAUGCAUGCUUUGAACCAGCCAAUCAGAUGGUCAAGUGUGAUCCUCGCCAUGGCAAAUACAUGGCCUGUUGUCUGCUCUACCGUGGAGAUGUGGUACCCAAAGAUGUCAACUCAGCCAUCGCCACCAUCAAGACCAAGCGCACCAUCCAGUUUGUUGACUGGUGUCCAACAGGCUUCAAGGUGGGCAUCAACUACCAGCCACCCACUGUGGUACCUGGCGGAGACCUGGCCAAAGUCCAGAGGGCUGUCUGCAUGCUGAGCAACACCACUGCCAUUGCCGAAGCCUGGGCUCGUCUGGACCACAAGUUUGACCUGAUGUAUGCCAAGAGGGCCUUUGUCCACUGGUAUGUGGGAGAAGGCAUGGAAGAGGGAGAGUUCUCUGAAGCCAGAGAAGACAUGGCAGCCCUGGAGAAGGACUAUGAAGAGGUCGGCACUGACAGUGUAGGGGAGGAAGAUGAAGAAGGAGAAGAGUACUAAUAUGGCAAAAUAUUUUUUCUUCAGUUCAGUUUCCUGAGUCCUGUAACCUUUAAUAUGGACACUGCUGAUGUUUUACACAUUUUUCCACAAUUCCAAGUGUGUUAACCAACAUUCUGCGCACAUACAUUGAAAAGGAUCCUAUUGCAACGAAUGCAAUGAUACUGAGUCAAAAUUUUCAAUAAAUAAGCCAUAUU
Scleropages formosus (Asian bonytongue) is the source of this 1604-nucleotide messenger RNA. Its product is annotated as tubulin alpha chain-like. The transcript is spliced from 4 exons. The record is from RefSeq and is a predicted model, not a curated record. Gene Ontology annotation, molecular function: structural constituent of cytoskeleton; GTP binding. The coding region runs from base 58 to 1410 and encodes 450 amino acids. Gene Ontology annotation, biological process: microtubule-based process. NCBI's taxonomy places the organism in Eukaryota, Metazoa, Chordata, Actinopteri, Osteoglossiformes, Osteoglossidae. Gene Ontology annotation, cellular component: microtubule.